Molecule: messenger RNA, 2454 nt
Organism: Chanos chanos (milkfish)
Lineage: Eukaryota; Metazoa; Chordata; Actinopteri; Gonorynchiformes; Chanidae
Product: protocadherin alpha-C2-like
Exons: 1
Coding region: 1-2454 (817 amino acids)
Biological process (GO): homophilic cell-cell adhesion
Cellular component (GO): plasma membrane
Molecular function (GO): calcium ion binding
Source: RefSeq, a predicted model, not a curated record
AUGAAAGCUUUUUUGAGAGCACCGACGCUGAGAGGGUAUGUUUCCAUCUUUAUUCUGUUCUCGGGCAUCAUAAACAUAAUCGCAGCCGUUACUCACUAUUCUAUUCCAGAGGAAAUGGAGGAAGGUUCUGUUGUUGCCAAUUUAGCGACUGACUUAGGUCUUGAUGUUAGGAGUUUGAUCGAGCGCAAAAUGCGGAUAGACGUGCUCGCCAACAGAAAAUAUCUCGACAUAAACAAAGGGACGGGAGAGCUGUUCAUCACGGAAAAAAUUGACAGAGAAUACUUGUGUCCAUCUAAAACAACAAAUUCGUGUUUUUUGAAGCUAGAUGCUACGAUAGAAAGCCCAGUUAGAAUGUUUAAUAUAGAACUGGAGAUUCUAGAUAUAAACGAUAAUGCGCCACAGUUUCGUAGGGACACGAUGCAUUUAGACAUAUCUGAGUCUGCCGCAGCCGGCGAGCGAUUCUCUUUGAACAACGCUGUUGACUCUGAUAUAGGCAUAAAUUCAAUUAAAACAUAUUAUCUCAGUGAAAGUGAACACUUUGCCAUCGAGAUCCAAGCUGGACGCGAUGGCUCAAAGUUUGCAGAUUUGAUUCUGAAGAGGGCUUUAAAUCGAGAGGAACAGGCUGCUCAUAAACUGAUACUCACAGCUGUAGAUGGCGGAGUCCCCGCGCGCUCGGGUACUGCUGUCAUUAUUGUUCGCGUGCUUGAUACUAAUGACAACGCCCCACAGUUCGACGAAGAACGCUACAUAGUGAAUUUAACAGAAAAUUCCCCAAUUGGAAGCCUUGUUGUAAAAUUAAACGCAACAGACUUAGAUGAAGGGACAAAUUCCGAAAUAGUUUACUCUUACAGCCUCUAUACUUCAGAGAAAACACAGGAAACAUUUAAUUUAAAUCCUAAAACUGGCGAAAUUCGAAUCCAAGACACGAUUAAUUACGAGGACUUAAGAGUCUAUGACAUGGAAGUAAUAGCAAAAGAUAAAGGGGCAAAUUCUUUAUCUGGGCAAUGCAAAAUAACUAUUUUAGUAACCGAUGUGAAUGAUAAUCACCCUGAAAUUUCCAUAAAAUCAUUUCAAAGCACAGUAAGGGAGGACGUACAUGUUGAUACAGUGAUUGCUGUUGUAUCUGUGACUGAUAAAGACUCUGGAGAAAAUGGAAACAUCGACAUACAUAUUUCCGAUCUUCUGCCUUUCGCCUUGAAAGAAUCUUCCGAUAGCUAUUAUGAACUCGUUGUUUCAGAACCUCUGGACCGUGAAAAGGUUCCAGAGUAUGCAAUCACUAUUACAGUUACAGACAGAGGAUCCCCACAGUUAUCUGACAAUGAAACGAUAACUUUGGAGCUUUUAGACGUUAAUGACAACGUACCGCAAUUUCCACAGUCUUCGUACACUAUUCCGGUAAUGGAGAAUAACGCGCCCGGGGCGUUGUUGAGUUCACUCAGUGCUUUUGACCCAGACCUCCAUGAAAAUCAGUACCUAGUUUAUUUUAUCAUAGAAAAGGAAAUAGUUAACACCUCCAUGUCCAUGUUGUUUUCCAUUAAUCCAGAGAACGGUAACCUUUACGCACUAAAGACAUUUGACUAUGAAAUAGAAAAAGAAUUUCUUUUCCAUAUCGAGGCAAGAGAUUCUGGCGUUCCGCCACUGAGCAGUAAUGUGUCAGUUCAUAUUGUUAUUACGGACCAAAACGACAACGCACCGCUCAUAGUAUCUCCGUGGCGUGCGCACGGUUCCGUGGUGGAAGAAAAAAUACCCAGAUCCACUGAUAAAGGAACUCUGAUAGCAAAAGUGAUAGCCAUCGACACAGAUUCAACACAGAACUCACGGAUUACUUACCAGUUUCUUCAGAACACCGACGCAACUCUAUUUAGUUUAGACCAAUUCAACGGAGAGAUCCGAACUAUGAGAAUGUUCAGUUAUAGAGACGCUCGUCACCAGCGCCUGGUAGUGAUCGCCAAGGACAAUGGAGAGCCUGCGCUCUCUGCCACAGUCACCAUCAAAUUAUCGACAGUGGAGACAGCUCUUAAAGCCUAUUCUGACAUGACGGAAGUGCCUUUAGAGUAUGACAUCUUCUCAGACUUGAACCUGUAUCUGGUGAUCGGGUUGGGCUCGGUGUCUUUUCUUUUACUAAUUACCAUAUUGGUCACCAUUGUGCUGAAGUGUCAAAGACCGAAGCCCAGCAAAGCGGCUCCACCUUCUAGGAAUAGUGUGAUCAGUGAGAGGAACUCAACCAUUGCAGAUUCCACUCUAGUAUCCAACGACGCAUAUUGGUAUAGCUUAUUUUUGGCUGAGACAAGGAAGGGCAAGCUUGUAGUGAGACAGCCCGUGCCGAAGGGUACGAGAUACAUCGUGUCAAGUAUUCCUAGGAGCACUGGACUUACUGAGACUAGCGACUCUGCAGCUUCGACGCUACAGGUAGGAAAACUCUACUACUACUUUUCUUCUAGUAUACAGUUUUGA